Molecule: messenger RNA, 1563 nt
Organism: Solanum verrucosum
Lineage: Eukaryota; Viridiplantae; Streptophyta; Magnoliopsida; Solanales; Solanaceae
Exons: 9
Coding region: 71-1288 (405 amino acids)
Source: RefSeq, a predicted model, not a curated record
UUGACGACCUUCUUUCCCUCUUCUAACUUCAGCUCACAUUGCCCCAAUCCCAUAGUAAUAAUUCUUAAACAUGGCGUCGUCGCACACCCUCUCCUCCUCCAUGGAAGCAGCCAUCUCAAGCUCCAACCGUGUCUCCAGGUUUUCAGAAACCCCUCCAGUAUUUCAAUCCAUCAAUCCAUCUAACAGGCGCAGUAUUUGUUAUCCAAAAAUUAGUUUUAGCCCGCCUUCUACUUGCUCUUUUGGCGGCGGCUGCUCUCCCCGUCUGGUGGUUAGCCGUGCUGAACUCUCGGGUGAAAGCGGUUGCGAAGAAGAGGAUAUUAAUGGGUUGAAGAAUGAUAAUGCGUUUGGCUUAGUUCCUGAAUCAACUUUUUCGUUGUCCCAGGAUAAUUCAGAUAAACAAGAAAUAAACAGAAAUGAUUCGAAUCAAGCUUCAAAAGUGGUUUCACCCCUUGAGCACUCAACUAGUGGCGGUACAAGGGCUGGGCUUUUCAGAACUCCCAUUUCUGGAGGGGUACAAAGUGCAACCUCAGCUCAUGGCCUACCUAAACCUGCCUUAGCUGUCCGCAAUCUAAUGGAGCAGGCAAGAUUUGCUCAUUUAUGCACUGUGAUGUCGCGGAUGCAUCAUCGACGAGAAGGCUACCCAUUUGGAACACUUGUAGAUUUUGCGCCAGAUUCUAUGGGGCAUCCUAUAUUUUCGUUCUCGCCAUUAGCUAUACACACCCGUAAUUUGCUAGCUGACCCGAGAUGCACAUUGGUUGUACAGAUUCCAGGAUGGAGUGGUUUAUCUAAUGCAAGGGUCACGAUAUUUGGUGAUGUCUAUCCACUACCUGAAGAUCAACAGGAAUGGGCACACAAGCAGUAUAUAGCAAAACAUCAGCAAGGUCCUUCUCAACAAUGGGGAAACUUUUUUUACUUUAGGAUGCAAAAUAUAAGCGAUAUAUAUUUCAUUGGAGGCUUUGGAACUGUUGCUUGGGUGGAUGUCAAGGAGUAUGAGUCACUUCAUCCUGAUAAAAUUGCUGUUGAUGGUGGUGAACAAUAUCUUAAGGAGCUCAAUGCAAUAUUUUCAAAGCCUCUAAAAGAUCUUUUAGCACAAGAAAGUGAGGUGGAUGAUGCCGCUUUGAUCUCAAUAGAUAGCAAGGGGACAGAUAUUCGUGUCCGUCAAGGGGCACAGUUCAAUGUACAAAGAAUAUCAUUUGAAGAAGGCCAUUCAGUUGAAACACUAGAAGAAGCCAAAGCAGCACUCUGGAAAUUGAUAAAUGGAGGCCGACUUCACAAUUUGCAGAAAUGAAGAUUGCAAAAUGCUAUCUAUUUAACUUAAGGAGUCGAAAUGAUCAGUGGAAUAGCCUGUGUAAGGUUGGCGGUUAUGGUAUUACAAGAAUCAGUUUUGUCACCUUUUUUUUUGCGGAAGUAUUAGCUUAUAGCCUUAUAGAGGGUUAAUGGUUGUGGGUGUGCUGAGUUCUUCAGAAAACUGACUUCUACCGACCUAAAUUUGCAAUGUAAGGUUGGUGAUGGUGUUUCAAGAAUGUUCUCAUCACAUUUUCUGUGCUAUAGUAUGAACUUGUA